Molecule: messenger RNA, 5361 nt
Organism: Mesorhabditis spiculigera
Lineage: Eukaryota; Metazoa; Nematoda; Chromadorea; Rhabditida; Rhabditidae
Source: the annotation of a GenBank genome assembly
AUGCGAGCCGAGGUCGGAGAGUACGGCGAUGGCAUUCGCGGCCAUGUUCGAGUGCUGUCCGUGGUUACAGCAAUGGUCGAGUUUCUGCCGGAGUGCUUGGCAACCUUUCUAGGCGACAACGCUCACAUUCGAAUCAGCCUUGAUGAAGCCGUGACGACCCAGGUGUUACGCAGCGUAGAAAAUGGCUCUGCGGAUAUUGGUAUCUGCCGGGAAAUGCCAGUGCCGCACGGUUUGCUGAGUUACCCCUGCGGUUCCGAUCGUUUCGCUGUGGUCGUUCACCCGCAGCAUGAAUUGGCCUGCCGCACGAGUGUUGCCUUCAACGAAACCCUGAUCUACGAGCACGUUGCGCUUUCACUGAACGCAGCGUUGCAACCUCCGAUGGAAAAGCUGGCUCGGGAUAUGGAUCGUGAGGUGAGUAUUCGGUUUUACGUUUCGUCAUUUGAUGCCGCGCUAAGAGUGAUCAAGUCGGGCCAUGCGAUCGGGAUAUUUCCUGUGGAAGCCAUUGCGCGAUUUACGGCGCUUUACGAUUUGCGAGUCAUUGCCUUGGACGAAACGUGGGCAGGCGGAAACUUCAUGCUUUGUGCACGGCCAGCGGAAGUUAACUCGCCCGUUACGCGGCGUUUGAUCGCCCAUCUUCUACGCGAAAGACAGCCAUCGAAAGUAACGACGGCUGCCACCCAAAAAGAUCACUUGUCGGUCCUUGAGACCAGCAUCGACACUGAUCCGAUUACGCUCGAAAUAUGGUGGAGCCGCUUGGUCGCCGUUGCCGACGAAGCCGCCACCACGCUGCUGCGUACUGCGUUCUCCACCAUUGUUCGUGAGUCCAACGAUUUUGCGACCACGUUGAUGAACGUCAAGGGCGAGUCCAUCGCUGAGUGUUCCGGUGGAAUCCCUGCUUUCGCGGGCAUUAUUCCGCGUACAGCCAAGGCGAUGUUGGAGAAAUUCAAACCGCACACGUUACGUGACGGUGAUUGCCUGAUUACUAACGACCCUUGGCUCGCCACGGGACACCUGCCCGACAUCACCGUUAUCACACCCAUUUUUUACGAAGGCGAGUUAAUCGGUUUCGCAGGUUCUGCCGCGCACUCGCCCGACACCGGCGGCAACCCCGGGCCCGGUAACCGAGAGUUGUUCGAGGAGGGCAUCUGUAUCCCACUCAUGCACCUCUAUCAUGCCGGCCAACGAAACGACGCGAUGCUUGAGCUGUUCCUCAACAACGUGCGUUUACCUGAGCAGGUGUUGGGAGACCUGGAAGCUCAGGUUACCGCCAACGACGUUUGCCGAAAAAAGGCAAUCGAGUUCCUAGUCGACACCGGCCUGCGUAAUUUUGAACUCCUGUCGGACGCCGUUCAUGGGCAUUCGGAAAUGGCGAUGCGCCGCGCUAUCGGCGCCAUACCUGACGGUACCUACACGGCGUGCGUAGACGCUGACGGUUUCGAUGGGUUGCCCACGCGAAUCAACUGCACGAUUACGGUCGCCGAUACGGACAUGACCGUCGAUUACAAUGGAAGCUCUGCACAAGUUGCCCGUGGCACCAACUGCACAUUGAACUACACCCAGGCCUAUUCGAUUUACCCGCUCAAAUGUGUGCUGGAUCCGUUGACCCGUCGUAACGAGGGUUCCUAUCGCGCCAUAACAGUCACGGCGCCGCAGGGUUCCAUUCUCAAUGCACGUUUCCCUGCAGCGGUGGGCGCUCGGCACCUGACCGGACAUUUGUUGUGCUGCGCCAUUUACCAAGCGUUGGCAGAUGUAUUGCCUGACCAAGUUAUUGCCGACAGUGGUGGCACUCCGGCAAUGCGGGCGCGCUUUAGCGGUCGAAGUGAGGCAGGUAUCCCGUUCUCCCAAAUCCUCUUCGCCAGCGGCGGGAUGGGCGCCUCAUCUGCUCGCGACGGCUUGUCUACAACUGCGUUCCCUACCAACUCUGGGGCCGGCAGCAUCGAGGCCAUGGAGGCUGUUUCGCCCAUCCUGGUCAACCGUAAGGAGUUCCGCAUCGACUCCGGCGGCGCGGGACGCCAACGCGGCGGCCUGGGACAGGCUUGUGAAGUCCGCAACAUCACUCAGCAGCCUGUCCACCUUGGGCAUUGCCGGGGGCUGCCCGGGGCGCCCACCGAUGUGGUGUUCCAGGAUGGAAGUCGACCACCGCUCAAGUCCCAGGUGUCCUUGCCGGCCGGCCAACACGUGACGUUUUUCUUUGCCGGUGGCGGCGGGUACGGCCCGGUAGGCGAGCGCUGCAAAGCGGCCAUCCAGCAAGACAUUGACGACGGUUUCAUUUCAACGCAGGCCGCGGCCGAGAUUUAUGGUCCAAAAACCACGCGUAUCGGCGUCGACAUUGGUGGUACGUUCACUGACUUCGUUUUCCAUGACGAAGUGCGCGGCAUCACGCGUACCGGCAAACGUCUGACCACUCCUGAAGCCCCGAGCCGCGCGAUUAUUGAGGGUAUCCAGCGCCUGCUCAAGGAAACAGACACGUUGGCUGGGCAAAUCCAGACCAUCGUCCACGGCACGACGUUGAUCACCAACACGGUGCUCGAGCGCACUGGGGCGAAGGUGGGGUUACUGGCCACAGAAGGUUUCCGUGAUGUACUGGAAAUGGGCCGGGAAAGUCGCUACGACGUGGACGACCUUUUUCUAGAGGCCGUUCCGGUCCUUGUUCCCCGCUCACUGCGGCUGGGUAUCGCUGGCCGGAUCAGGGCAGAUGGUGUUGAGCAUGCCCCGCUUAACGAAGCCGCCGUUGCCGAAGCGGUGACGCACUUGGUGGAAGUGCAUCAGAUAGAGUCGCUGGCCAUUGCCUUCAUGCAUUCGUAUCGCAACCCGGUUCACGAGAAGCGCGCCGCGCAGAUCAUUGCUGAACUCUACCCCGACUUGCUGGUGACCCUGUCAUCCAGCGUGGCGCCGGAAAUUCGGGAGUUCGACCGCACCAGCACGGCGUGUGUCAAUGCGUAUGUCCAGCCGCGGGUUCACGGCUACAUGAAUAGCUUGAGCGCAGAGUUGCAGGGGCUGGGUUUUGCGGGCGACCUGUACAUCAUGUUGUCAGGUGGCGGGGUGACCACCAUCGAUGAUGCCAAGGCCUUUCCUGUCCGGUUAAUCGAGUCAGGGCCAGCGGCGGGCGCCAUGGCGGCUGCAUUCACGGCCCGGCAAAUCGCCGAAGACAAGAUCAUCUCCUUCGACAUGGGCGGUACGACCGCGAAGAUGUGUUUGAUCGAGAACGGUCGGCCUCACGUUAAACAUGAUUUCGAAGCUGGGCGGCUGAGCCGCUUCAAGCAAGGUUCUGGACUGCCCCUUAAAGUCACCGUAAUUGACAUGAUUGAAAUCGGUUCGGGCGGCGGAUCGAUUGCCCGCAUCGAUGAACUGGGGCUGAUGAAGGUCGGCCCGCGAAGCGCGAGUUCGGUGCCGGGGCCUGUGUGCUACGGCAAGGGCGGGACCGAGCCUACCGUGACGGACGCAGAUCUGCUUCUGGGCAACCUCAAUCCCGAGUAUUUCCUAGGCGGUGAACUCAACCUGUCGCUUGGCAAGGUCAAGGACGCCAUGCAUAAAAAGCUGGCCAAACCCCUGGAAACCGAUGCCGUAACGGUCGCACGCGGCAUCCAGAGCAUCGUCAACGAGAGCAUGGCUGCCGCUACGCGGAUGCACUUGGCUGAAAAGGGCAAGGACCCGCGUGCCUACACCAUGUAUGCCUUCGGGGGUGCGGGCCCAGUGCACGCAUACGGGUUGGCGAAGCUGCUCAAGGUUCGGCGCCUGGUCGUCCCGAUGGGCGCAGGGGUUAUUUCCGCUUUCGGUUUCCUGGUUGCCGCACCUGCUGUAGAUCAAGUUCGUGGUUACGUGACCCAGCUCGACCACGCCGAUUGGGCGCACGUGCAAUCCAUCUAUGACGAGAUGGAGGCCUAUUGCACAAACCUGCUGGUACAAGCCGGUGGCAAUGCACAAGCCAUUCACAUGGCGUGGUCAGUGGACAUGCGUUACCUGGGACAGGGUUUCGAGAUAUCCGUACCGAUCCCCAGAGGACUGCUGGGUAACCAGGAUAUCGAGGUGAUUCGUCAGGCAUUCCUUGAUUCAUACCUGGAGCGCUUUGAUCGCAUGGUCAAGGGCGUGCCGGUUGAAGCUAUCAAUUGGCGGCUGACGGCCUCGCUCCCCGAGCAAGACAUCAGCCUUGCCUAUAGCCAGGCGAAUACCGAAGCACGACGCGGCGAGCGCCAAGUGUAUUUUCCUGAGUUUGGCGACCUCACUGCCGCUGUCUACGACCGAUACGCCAUUGCUCCGGGCACCCUGCUCACUGGACCUGCAGUAAUAGAGGAGCGCGAGUCGAGUUGCAGCGUCGGGCCGGACUGUCAGUUCACUGUCGAUGAGCAUUACAACCUGGUCAUUGACAUCGAAUAUCCAUCGUCGCUGAUGCGUUUUUUCGACGAGGCGACCAUCCACUGGUUACGCGAUGCCGGCUGUGAGGUGGUGAUAGCCGACCUUCCGGCGGGUCAGGCCGACGGUGGUCUUUCGCAGGAGGCGCUGGUGGAGCUGUUAACAGACUGCGAUGGCUGGAUUGUCGGCCACGCGCAUGUCACCGCAAGCUUGCUCGCCGCCUUACCUCGCCUGCAGGUCAUCGCUCGCCGUGGCGUGGGUUAUGAGCGUGUCGACGUGGCGGCGGUAAAUGCCCAUGGCAAGGUUGCAACCAUCGCGGUGGGCAGCAAUGACGCCUGCGUCGCCGACCGAACCCUGGCAAUGAUGUUGUCACUGGGCCACCGCAUUCGAGAGUCGCAAGAGCGGAUGAUCGCCGGCGAUUGGUCGAUCCUGUUGGGCACCGAUCUGUACCGCAAAACCGUCGGCAUUAUUGGCUUGGGUCGUAUUGGCCGAGCGGUGGUGCAAAGGUUGAUCGGUUUCGAGGCGCGGAUAUUAGCCGUGGCGCCGGAGCCUGACGCUGAUUAUGCCCGGAAGACAGGUGUGACCUAUGUCGACCUCGAUACGCUGCUUGCCGAAAGUGACUACGUCACGCUGCAUGCGCCACUCAACCCGGCCACGCAGUGUUUGAUCAAUGGCGCUGCUUUGCAGCGGAUGAAGCCCAGUGCCUACCUAAUCAAUACCGCCCGCGGUGGUUUGGUCGACGACAAAGACCUACUGACCGCCUUGGCCGAAAACCGCAUUGCCGGCGCUGGACUUGAUGUAUUCCUGAGCGAGUCCGACCCCGCUUAUAAACCGGUGACCGACGCGCUGAUUGCCUUGCCGAAUGUCAUUGCAACGCCUCACUCCGGCGCCUCUACCCGUGAAGGGCUUGACCGGACCAACCUGGUGGCGGCUCGGUGCGUGGUUGCCGUAUUCGACGGAACGGCUCUGCCCCCGACUGCACAAUUGCUGACGGCCGAUAACACUAUCUAC